AUGACAAUAACAUCCCUCGACGAUUUAUCAAAACUUAAGGGUUGGAGAAGAAGGAAGACCCACCUCUUGACCCAAAAGCCGCGACUUGUGGGAGUGGCAGAAUCAAUUCCUCUAUCACAUGGCCUAGUGGUCCGUUUGAAACCCAAAAGGAGGACCCCUGUAUCAUAUGGAGGAAGGUCUGCUGUGCCAGAAAAAUCACAGCGUUCUAGAAGCAUGUCUUUCAGUCCUGAUAGAGUCCGUGUGAGAGGAAGGUCUCCUGCCUUUAAUGCACUAGCCGCUACUUUUGAGAACCCAAAUGCAAGGAAUCUUUCAACUCCUCCUCCAGUUGUAAGAAAGCCCUAUCCAAAAUCUGUGACCCCAGAUUCAGCAAAACUGGCUUCCAGAUCCUCAGCUAUAGCAGCACUAAGCUCCACUUUUGAACAACCAGCUCCGGCACGACAAACUAUUAUACCCCGUUCUCUUAAAGUGAGCCCUGAGGCAUCCAAACCAAAACCCGAAACAAAUUCCAAAGAGAACUCUAUGAGCACCAGAAUUGAAGCACUAACAAUACAGGAAGAUGUGAAAGAGGGUGAAGCUGAAGAUGAGGAGGGGCUGCCAAUAUACCCAUACGAACGCAUUAAAAUAUCAUCAAUGGACCCUAUUACUGAAAUUGAUGUGACCAAGCGAGAGACUUAUCUAUCUUCACAAGAGUUCAGGGAGAAAUUCGGAAUGACAAAGGAUGCUUUCUAUAAGUUGCCUAAAUGGAAACAGAAUAAGCUGAAGAUGGCCCUUCAAUUGUUCUGAGUACCUGUUCACAUCUGGUUUAUUACAUCUUCCUGCUGCUUAGAAUUGCAGAUAAAGGAAAGCAUGCUUGGAAGUUCGUAUGAUUUUUUCCUCAUGAUCUUCUCCAUAGCUACUUUCAUAAUAACAAUAAUUGUCACAUGAGGGACUCUUUUUCGAUAGUAUGGAGGACAGCAUCAGUGCAUUUUUAGGUGCUUUUGCUUCCAAAGGAAAAUUGUUUUAAUGAUUGGUGGGAAGAACUGGAGCCAAUUCCGAUUUCCACUACCAUCUCGUGGUUUGAACAUGUAGCGUUGUUUUUAUUUUUCUUUUUUCAGUUGGUCGCUUGGUAUUCUUUUUUAUCACAGGUUUGUUGUGGGCUUGCAUUUUUGUUUUUCUUAUUUAUGUUCUUUUUUAAGUCAUUAGUUUCAACAGAGCGAUUAGGAGGUUUGCAAAUGCAGAGAUUUAGGUUGUCCUGUACGACAGAUGGGAAUUGUGUACAGCAGUGUAAAAACCAGCACAGCCAUUAUUUCUUUUGACAAUAAAAGUGUGAUUUUUUUUUGAGUUG
Molecule: messenger RNA, 1324 nt
Organism: Ilex paraguariensis (yerba mate)
Lineage: Eukaryota; Viridiplantae; Streptophyta; Magnoliopsida; Aquifoliales; Aquifoliaceae
Source: the annotation of a GenBank genome assembly